Molecule: messenger RNA, 6050 nt
Organism: Scophthalmus maximus (turbot)
Lineage: Eukaryota; Metazoa; Chordata; Actinopteri; Pleuronectiformes; Scophthalmidae
Product: astrotactin-2-like
Exons: 23
Coding region: 344-4462 (1372 amino acids)
Biological process (GO): neuron cell-cell adhesion; neuron migration
Molecular function (GO): protein binding
Source: RefSeq, a predicted model, not a curated record
CGGAGCAUUCUGGAUGUCACAAACGAAGCCACAGAGAGGACGCGCGAGGACCAGCAUCGCCGCCUCCACCUCAUAUCCGUCUCUCUUUCUUUUCUUUUUUUUCUUUUGGCUGGCAAAAGACACGUGCUCCGUCCGUGUUCAAGUGAUUUGCUGUGGAUGGUGUGCGAAGGGAGCCGAGGGAUGUCGUCCUCGCCACACCUGUGCUGCCGCCUCCUGGACGGACGCGACUCCUUUGCGCAGCGACUGCACCGGCAGUGAGCGGACGCGCUGCUGAGCCGCGCUCCGAGCGAGGGGAGCGCACACACACACACACACACACACACACACACACGCGGGCAGCGGGAUGGCGAGGACAGUGCCGGCGCGCCUCGGCGCCCUCGUCGCGCUGCUCUCGCUGCUGGCCGGCGCCGCGUGCGUCCUGGGGACCCGAGGAGGGGCCGCGCCGUCGGCCGACGAGGAGCGGGCGGCGAAGGAGGGCGCCGACGCGGAGGCGCCGUGCGAGGCGAAAGCCGUCACCGUGUCCACGCUGCCCGUGCUCCGGGAGAACGAGUUCAGCUUCACCGGCGCGGCCGCGGGCAACGCGGCGGCCGGAGCGGGGGGAGCCGCCGGAGCAGGCGGCGGAGGAGGAGGAGGAGGAGGACCCGGAGGAGGAACCGGAGGAGGAGCAGGAGGAGGAGGAGGGGGGGAAUCCCGACUCCUAUUAUUCGUUAGGACAGACCUACCUGGGCGCAUUUCCGUAAUGGAUGAUCUCGACAACACCGCGCUCCCCUACUUCACACUCGAGAUGUCGGGUACAGGCGAAGACAUUUCUCAGGUGCACUGGAAGCAGCAGUGGUUGGAAAAUGGAACGCUGUUCUUCCACGUGUCUAUGACUGAGUCUGAGCUUGUGGCCCAGACAACACAGCCCACGGCCCGGGAGCCUGCUCAUGUCCUCCAUGAACAUAUGCAUCUGCUGCACAUCUCGGUUAUGGGAGGCCUCAUCGCGCUCCUGCUCCUAAUUCUCCUGUUCACCCUCGUGCUGUACACCCGCCACCGGUGGUGCAAGCGGCGCCGCAUUCCCCAGAAGAGUGCCAGCACGGAGGCCACUCACGAGAUCCACUACAUCCCCUCUGUCCUGCUCGGGCCGCAGGGCCGCGACAGCUACCGGGUCUCUCGAAGCACUCACCAGCACGGCAGCUCUGUCAUCGGCAUGCCCAUCCGCGAGACCCCCAUUCUUGAUGACUACGACUGCGAUGAGGACGACCAGGGCGGACACUCGCUCAACUCCACGCCGAACCAGCUCCAUAACAAGCUGAACGAUGGGAAGGUGCAUGAGGACUAUGGAGUAAACAUUGGCAUCGGAGGACACACGGACAUGAUGUGCAAGGAUGAUGAGCUCAAGCACAACUUUGACAAACGAGCCAUCGACCCGAACACGGAGUCAGUGGAGGAUUUGAUGCAGAGGUUCCAGGACAGUUUCCGUGUUCCCAACACACCAACAGAUAUGUCUCACUACCAGCAUGUCAUGCACAGCUCAUCAACUGGCCGCCGGAGGGUCCCCAGCAACACCAGAGCAACUGGAGGUGUGUUUGGCCCUCAAGGGGAAUCGGGGUCGGAGCCUGAAGAUGACAGCCAAAUGAAGUUUUACACAGAGCAGCACAGGGGACGGAGGCGCGGCAAAGGCCACCCACACAGUCCUCUGAAUAAGGUCACGCUGACGUUGAUUACCAUCAGCACAUGUGCCAUUGCCAUUGUCUAUGCUACGCAGGAUUCCUGCCCCCUCACUGUCAAGGUCACCCUCCAUGUGCCUGAGCAUUUUGUCGCGGAUGGAAGUAGUUUUGUGGUCAGCAUGGGCAGCUUCCUGGAUGUUUCUAAUUGGCUGAACCCAGCCAAGCUAACUCUCUACUAUCAGACCAAUUCAUCCACGCAGUGGGUGAGGGACUACUGCGGCCAGAGGACGACCGAGCCCUGCGAGCAGAUCUGUGACCAGGACACAGGAGAAUGCAGCUGUCACGAAGGUUAUUCCCCCGACCCUGUCCAUAAACACCUCUGUGUUCGCAGUGACUGGGGUCGCAACGAAGGUCCCUGGCCGUACGCAAACUUGGAGAAAGGCUACGACCUAGUUACAGGGGAGCAGGCCCCAGAGAGGAUCUUCAGAUCGUUCUACAGUCUGGGCCAAGGUCUGUGGCUGCCAGUCAGCAAGAGCUUCGUGGUGCCACCGGUGGAGCUGUCAAUCAACCCAAUCGCCAGCUGCAAGACAGACGUGUUGGUUACUGAGGAUCCUGGGGAGGUCAGGGAAGAGGCCAUGAUGUCCACUUACUUUGAGACCGUAGAGGACCUGCUGGCAUCUUUCGGGCCAGUCCGCGACUGCUCCAAAGAUAAUGGUGGCUGCAAAAAGAACUUCAAGUGUGUCUCUGACCGACAGUUAGACUCGUCUGGCUGCAUGUGUCCUGAGGGGCUGAGGCCAAUGAAAGAUGGCUCGGGUUGCUAUGACUACUCCAUGGGCAUUGACUGCACGGAUGGCUUCAAUGGAGGCUGUGAACAGCUGUGCCUCCAGCAGCUUGUGCCCCUUGAAGACGACCCGAGUUCCAGCAACGUGCUCAUGUUUUGCGGGUGUGUGCAGGAGUACAAACUGGCAGGGGAUGGACGCUCCUGCCUCCUGCAGUCAGACAACUGUGAGGGACCAAAAUGCCCACGGCAGGAUGUCCGCUUCAAUGACACCCUGUUUGGUGAGAUGCUGCAUGGAUACAACAACAAAACCCAGCAAGUCAACUUGGGACAGAUAUUCCAAAUGACCUUCCGGGACAACAACUUCAUCAAGGACUUUCCCCAGCUCGCCGAUGGUCUCAUGGUCAUCCCCUUACCGGUAGAGGAACAAUGUCGAGGGGUCUUGUCAGAGCCCCUGCCCAACCUGCAGCUCCUCACAGGGGAUGCCCAGUUCAGUGAGGCGGUGGGCUACCCCAUGGUUCAACAGUGGAGAGUACGGAGCAAUCUGUACAAAGUCAAACUCAGCUCCAUUACCUUAUCUACAGGCUUUUCCAAAGUGCUGAAGACCCUGUCGGCAGACAGCACACGAGAGGAGCUGCUGGCCUUCCUCCAGGAAUACGGCAGCCACUAUGUGUCUGAGGCCCUGUACGGCUCCGAGCUCAGCUGCAGCAUCUACUUCCCCAGCAAGAAGGCCCAGCAGCAGCUCUGGCUACAGUACCAGAAAGAGGCCACAGACCAAGGCGCCGGUGGAGGUGGGCGCCGUGAGCUGAAGUCGGUGCCAUUCAUCAGCUACCUGUCGGCACUGCAGAAGAGCCAGCUGCUGUCUGACGACAUGGUGGAUGGCGUGGAGAUCCGCUGCGAGGAAAAGGGGAGCUGUCCAACCGGCUGCCACCUGUGCCACCACCAGGCCGUGAUGGGAGGAGUGUCGGGGAGAGGCCGCGGUGGCAACGGCAGGAGCGGAGAGCAGCCUUCCCCCAUCCCUGUGCUGCUGGAGGUCAGCCGCGUGGUGCCCCUCUACAGUCUGGUCCAAGACAACGUCACCAAAGAGGCCUUCAAAAGCGCCACAAUGAGCUCAUACUGGUGUGCCGGAAAGGGCGAUGUCAUUGAUAACUGGUGUCGCUGUGACCUGAGUGCCUUCAGCAAGGAUGGCCUGCCUAACUGCAGUCCCCUCAGGCAGCCAAUUUUGCGCCUAGCACCUUACCUGGAGCCCUCAAGCACAAUGGUGGCCCUGGAGUGGAUGGAUGUGGAGCCUCUGAUUGGUUGCAAGGUUUCUGACUAUAUCAUCCAGCAUAAACGAGUGGAGGACCCCACGGAGGCGGAGGUCUAUACAGGUGAGGUCCUGAGCUUGAUGGAUGAUCUGUUCUCCGGUUUGGGCUCGUCCUGUGUUGUUGCGGGGAGGAGAAGUGGAGACCAUCCUCACUCUGUGCUGUAUUCCGUGGUCUUCAAGUGCCUGGAACCCGACAGUCUCUACAAGUUCACUCUCAAUGCAGUGGAUAGCCGAGGCAGUCACUCUGAAUCAAGCUUCGUCUCGGUACGGACAUCCUGUCCAAUGGUGGAUGACAGCCGGGCUGAAGAGAUUGCGGACAAGGUGUACAACUUGUACAAUGGCUACACCAGUGGCAAGGAGCAGCAGAUGGCCUACAACACACUGAUGGAGGUCUCACCUCCGCUGCUAUACAGAGUUCAGCACCACUACAAUUCCCACUACGAGAAGUUCGGAGACUUUGUGUGGCGCAGCGAGGACGAGCUGGGCCCCAGAAAAGCCAACCUGAUACUUCGCCGGGUGGAGAAGAUUAGCCACUACUGUCGGUCCCUCCUGCGUAGCACCCACAUCCAGAGCCGCACCGACACCAUGGCAUAUGUCUACUGCCGAAGCGAAGAGGGACGACCUCCCAGCAACACCUGGCAUGGCUCUUUACACGAAAGUCGCGCCAACUGCAUGGAAAAGCUCAUCUCCGUACAGCGUAACACAUACAGCAACACCAAACUCCGAUGAGUUUGGAGAUGAGCAGUACGUCUUUUUUCUUUUUUUUUUGUCUCACAAAAUGACAUCAUUGAUGGAUGUACUUUGUCACUCCACUCUGCAGCAGGUGUCUCUCAAGUGACUGGUGCGUUUUGAGAACCAGGUGAGCCUAAAAAGAAAAUAACCUCAGAAUUCACUGGACAUUGUGUUUAAGCUACAGAAAAACAUUGUUUUCUGUGGCCUUCUUUUAUUAUGAGACAGGAGAUUAUAGAACAAAUCUGGAGCGAUCACAUUUCUCAAAUGCAAAAUGCCAGUGACUGCACAUAUCAAUGAGAAUCUGCAGUGAGGACAUGUAAAAUAUCAUUCAGCCAAGAGAAACAGCUUGGCUUAAGUACUUUGAAUGUAAUAUUGUAGUCCCUUUUCGGUGCUUUGAGGCUUAACUGGAACAUGUAAGAGAGAAGAAGAAAAAAAAAGGAAAGUAAGCAUAACUUUUUUGCCUUUACUACGUUCAUUUGAAAGGGGAAACUAGGAAAAUGCAUAAAAGCCAUUUGGAAAUCACCAACUUGUUUUCAAGUUCCAAUUAAUUAAAAAAAAAAUCUUCAUGCAUUUAAAAUCAGUAAGUGAGAAACUUUGUAGUUAGUCUUCUAUUACACUUGAUAGAUUUAAUUGAAAUCUCAAGGCUUUGUCUGAUAACAGGACUGACAGCCUGUUGAAGUUAUGCAAAGAAAGUGGGCAGAGUUCUAACACCAUACUCAUUCCUAGACUUUAAAUUCAGUGCCGGAAUCUAUGAAUCCUUUGUUGUCUCCCUUUGAGCGCGUCAGGAAGACAAAUACUAUUCAUAAUGUAGCAAUACAUUUUAAGGGUGUUUAUUAAACUAAAAGUUGACCUGUUGUGCACCUGAGACGACAAGGAAAAUUAUUUUGCCACACUGAAGUCUUUAAAGUGAGCGGUUUAAAUAAUAUGAUGGGUUUUGCGAAACAAAAAUGAAAUCAGUUGCUGUAGAUUUAAUUUCUGCAAACCCAUGUAAUAUGCUUGUAAUCUAAUAAUAACCAGUUGGUGAAAUGUAAUGGGAUGACAUGAAGUUCUGCGAAUGAAAAAAAAAAUAGAUCCACACAGACAAAGGCGAUAGUGUUAGAAACUGUCACAAUCUUGUGACGAGUGGUUCAGACCUGAAUACGCUGAAUGCAUCUUUGAAAAGUCCCUCCCUCGCAGCAGAAUUUGAUAUUCAUCCAUAUUUUUGUGCACUCAUAGAAAACAUGGCAGAUGGGAUAAUAACAUAAUAAUUCUGAAGAACAUUUUCAGGAGGCCGAACAGUUUGUGCCGAACCAAGUGUAACCGUGUUAGGUACCGUGCACUGAAUUGUGAAGAAUUUUGUGAUUGUCGGGAUCAACCGUGGUCCUUUCUCCAGGCCAAUGUCAUAUCUACAAAGCCAUGGAUAUCGUUUUAUGGAAGAUAAAAAUUGCCUUUUUUUCAAUAUUUUCAUCUCAUGUUAUAUGAAUUGUAAUAAUAAAUUAUUAUAUUGUAAAUUUUAAAUUGUAAAAAAUAACAGACACCUGUAUUAUGUGGCUUUGAUUGUCUUUUUUUCUGAAGAAUGUGAAAAAUAUUAAAAAUGUAUAUAAGA